CAGAGUUGCGCAGACACUGUGUACACACCAAACAACAAGUUAUUUUAUGACAGUUGUAAGUGUUGGGCGCACCAGAGAACUAAGACGUUAUGGUGGAGGUGAAGAUAUACACCCAGGAGUGCUGCAGUGCUGGGAAGACAGAUUUAAUUAAAUGGUAACAUGAACAGAUGCAUGAUCUUCAGUGGUAUAAAAGACAGCCAGAUGGAAUUAUUAUUGGAAUCAGAUGAGGAAGAUGCCAGUCUUCUUGAAGAAAUGGAACGGCAAGCAGCAGUACAAUCAGUUAGAUCCCCAAGCCCAGAGGGCCUCCUGCAGUUGAAAAGCGUUUGUCCUGAUUCUCCUAAGGAUUACGAGAUUAGAGACUUUUCUGGAAUUGAAGGGGACCCUUCAGAAGAUUUUGCUAGUCGUGAUAUGAAUAAAAAUGGAAUAAUUGGAGGAAAGUUAAAUGUUGAAUGCCCAGACAGUUUUGUCACUGCCACAUCUGAUGAAGAAAAGCUGAUGGAUGAGCAACAAGAAAGAAGUAAAGGUGAAGCACACCAAAAAGAUUUUGUGGAAGGUCUCUUUCAGAGUCUUGCAUGCACCAGUACAGAAGCUACCAUAGAUACAAUACAAACAAAUAAUCCUUUGCCUUUGAUGGAGUAUACCAUCGAUGGAAUACAAAUCCUAAGAUUAGAUAUAUCAACAAAUGAUCUUCUUUUGGCAAAAUCUGCUGUAGCUCAGAAGUAUCAGUCUCGCCAGAUUGAAUCUACAAAUAACUCAACUGGUCCCCCUCAGUUAAAAGGGCUUCCAGCAUUGGAAGCCCCAGCUGAGGAAAGAAUAAGCAGUAAUACAUUACCAAAAGAUAGUCAGUCUUUAAGUUCCAUAUGUGCUGAUGGACAUGAAGAAAAAAGUUCAAGAUCCGUUUUUAAGUCGCAGCAGUAUAGUUGUACAAAAAGCUUAUCAGGCCUCCAGCAUAAAUCAAAGUCUGAGGUAAAGAAGACAAAUAGUAGAAAGAGAAAACUUGAAGUUAUAUAUAAGCAAAAAUCAGGAAAGAACAAAUUUAUUUCUCCAGUUAUAGAAAAAAUACCAUUACUUUCAAAUAUGAAUGAAUAUGAAGUCAUUCAUUUUCAUUGCACAUAUUGUGACUUUAGAUGUCCUUUUAGGAAAGAGAAUGUUAAUGACAUUGUUGAACAUAUUACUCCACGGGAAAGGUUUCAUCACCUCCAAAAAAUACCUAAGAGGCUAAAUAGCUUCAGGGAGAACGUGAAACUGAGUAUAAUGAUUGCGAAGAACAAAUCUAAAGCGCAAGUUCGUUUUUUGAGUCGUAUACAGUGCAGCAAGUGUGGCCAACAGUUACCUUUGGACGUCGCUCGCUGUGAUGAACUUGCCUUGCAUUAUAGCUGGUGUAGAAAGUUAUUUCGUGAUGACAGGUUUAUGUCCUGCCCAUACUGUAAUGAAUUCAUCCAUCGUAGUAGUCUUAAAAAACAUUUUAGCCUAAAAUCAAAGAAACAGUGUACUAUGUAUGUGGCUUCAACUCUUCAGUUAAUGUCUUGUAUGUGUAAAGAAUAUGCCGAAAAACACCGGCCUUUUUGCAUUGUGUGUAAUGAAAAGUGUUGGUCGUAUAUAGGACACAGAGCAGAAUUAAAUCCUGUUUGUGAAGCUUGCAGAAUCAAUAUUAUCAGUGGAAACACAACCAAGUUGAAGAAUCGAGAGAUGGCUGCGUGUGCAAUUUGUAGCCAUCAGUGUUCUAAGAAAUUUGUUACUUACUGGGCUAGUGAACUGGAGGCUCUUUUCAUUGGAGAGCAUUGUAUUAAAAAGUUAAAAGACCCAAUAACACAGGAGGUAAUAAAAUUAGCAGAUGCUACAGAAGCUAAUGUUAGGAAACUUGUGGAGAUGGCUGUUGUAACUGAUCAGCUUAGCAAAAACUUGAGGAUCCAGACUUGUAGUAAAUCAUAUGCUGCCAUGCAUUUGAAUGGUACCAACAUUAGCAACUCGAAGGGAUUUAUUAUUAGUAAUUGUGGUAAAUUAAAGAAAAAUCAAACUGCAAAUCAUUGUGACAAAAUUUUAGAGAAAAGUGAAUCGGUAACAUCUGUGGAAAAUUGUGAUCUUGCUGUUCCCAACAAAGCUGUUAACGGACGUUUCAUCCCAAUACUAGGAUCUUUUCGAAUCACAAAUUGUGAUAAUCCACUUCCAUUUGCAAAACUAUCAGCUAUUUCAGAUAAUACAAAUACUUCUGAUACUGUAACUUUCAGACCUAUCUCAAAGGUGGAUAAUCAGGAUAUUGAACAAAGUGGAGUGCCAUAUAGUCUUCUCUUGGCAAAUAACUCUUCCAAAAUUGUUUUUAGGAGGUGCUUACCUAAUAUCACAGAAAAUGUAGUAAGCCCAAACACAGUUUUCAAAGCACUUGAUUCUUUCAAUGAAACAUCUAAAUCAGUGAAUAAAAGUGUACCAAAUACAGACACUGUUCAUUAUAAAGAAAAUACAAAAUAUGUACCGGAAAUUGCUAAAAUGACUUCAUCCACCAGAUGUGAAUCAGAAGGAAAUGUUCUGUCAAAUGUUCCAAAUCGACUGAAUCUUCAGUCGUUUUGGGAAUUAAGUUCCAAAGUUGUUGCAAGUAAAGUCAUCACAAGUUCCAAACCUGUUGCAAGUAAAGUCAUCACAAACUCUUCACCUGUGAAAUAUGUUGUAAAACUCUUAAAAAGUUCUGAUGUACAACAGGACACAACUAAGGAUGAGAAAAAUGAAGGCAAUGCCAAUCACAUAAUAAUCAAAACUUCAUCAAGUAAUUCAGUAAAGAAAGGUUGUCAAGUAGCUCCACCAAGAAUAGCCCAAGUAAUUAAAACUUCUGAUGAUUUAUUCACUAAUGAAUCAAAUAUAAAUGAUAGAUUACUCUCGAGAGCAAUAAUGAAACCGAUCUCGACGAAUAUUGAGGAUACAGAAGUAGUAACUCUGGAUUAGCAUUAUAGUAUUCAUCAUUGAAUCUUAAAUGCAUUCCACUUGUUUUACUGUUUUUUGACAUUCUGUACUUUGUUUACCCAGAAUCUUGUGCAAUCUGUUAUAUAUGAAAAGAGCAUAUAUUAUAUGCAUAUUAACAGUACAAAAGCUGCAUACUACUAAACUCUUCUUGUAAGAGCAUAAUGCUCAUGAAAGGGUGUUGUACUGUAAGUACAGUAUUGUAGUAUAUUUUCCUCUUGAAAAUAGCAAAAUUGAUCAGAAAUUUAUGUGUUAACUCUAUGAAGCUUGCAGGAAAUUCUACUGUUAAGUUUUAUGAGAAACUUAAAAUACACAGCAGGGAAAGUGUUUCUUCAGUUUUAUAUAAAAUUGGGUAUACAUCAUGGCUGUUAGGGUGCCAGGCAGUGAUGUACUGAAGGAAUUAAGAGUAUUAAGCUAAACAGGCUUAUUAGCAAAUGGGUAAGCUGAAUGAUGCCUAAUAAAUUUAGUACUUUCAUGAAUAUUAUCAUCAUCUCACAGCAUGAUAAUCACAAUCCCAUUUGAGAAAAGGGUGAUUGGGAAUAAUAAUAUACUUGAAGCAACUGAGUAUCACAAUUAAACUAAUUAGACUUAGAAGUGAUGAAGUAACAUGCUUUGAAUCUGCAUUGAUAGCAGUUAAUGAAAAAUAUAUUAAAGUAUAGAAUACUACACGCUGUCAAAAACUCUUGCUUUUUACAAUAAUUACUGGAAGAUUGUUUAGCAGAAGUGUUGCUCUGUCCCAGAGGUACACAGUUAUUGGUCCAAAAAGCUACCCUUGAAGUUGCUUUGGUAAGAAUUGAAUAAACUGUCCUCAGCAAGUGGUAUUUUUUUCUCGUUUCCAUAGUCACUCUGAAACUAUAUAACAUUUUGCUGUGGAUGAGCCUAGUCAAGUUUAAUGAAAGAUAAUGAAGGGCAAGGUGGUGGAGAGAGGGUGGUUAUCUUGUAUCAUGUUAAUGAGUAUCUUGGUUCUGUCCAAGAGAUGCUUUACAAAUAGUGGAACAAUGUUAAAUGCCUUUUAAUUUGUUUAAGGAUGUUAGAAUUGAUUUAACAUCUUCCUUGGAACCAUUUUGUUUCGUGUUUAUCAUCUGUGAUGAUUAACUCGUCUCCAUUCCAGAUCAUGUUGUAGGCAUGUUUAUUGCAAUUAUGUUUAGUUAGCAUUACCUACAUGAAAGCUUAUCUCUGCUUGAUAAACUUAUAGUGCAUUUGUUUUUGGCAUACUGUACUAUACUGGAUCCUAAUUGUUUUAAGUACUUUUAGGUACAAAUUGGACAUUCCUUUACACAGGACAUAUGGCCUUGUUAUAAUGUUAAUAAGAAGGGUGUAAAUAUGGUGUUCUGCACAAGAUAUGUUUUGGACCAGUAAUUCACUCAGGACAUUACCUACCAUUGAGAAAAUCUAGCAAUAAAUUAAUUAUUCUUAUAAGUGUCACUCUUUGAAUAAAGGAAUAGAUAGAUAAUGGUGUAUAUUAAAUAAUGGGAUAAAAGAAAGUGGAACUGAAAAUGCAGUACUUAAAUAUUCUAAUUCAUUUUAUUUAAAGACUGAUAUAGAAAGGUAAAAAUAACCUCUGGCUCAAGAACAUGAUGUGCAUUAAUUUAAUGACAAAUAGAGAAUUGAUACUUAUGUAUAAUGUGCCAACACUUCACAAAUAAUAGUCCUUGUGGCUUAGCGCUUCUUUUUUGAUUAUAAUAAUAAUAAUAAUUCACAAAUAAUUAUUUUUUAUAUUACUAUUAUUUUUUUUUUCCAACAAGUUGGCCGUCUCCCACCAAGGCAGGGUCACCCAAAAAGAAAGAAGAUCCCCCAAAAAGAAAAUACUUUAUCAUUCAACAUUUUCACUUCACUCACACAUAAUCACUGUUUUUGCAGAGGUGCUCAGAAUACAACAGUUUAGCAGCAUAUACGUAUAAAGCUACACAACAUAUCCCUCCAACUGGCAGUUUGGUAUUAUUUAUUAAUAAUGUCUGGGGUUGGCACAGCCUUUGUGUUAAAUUCAUGAGCCUGUUUGUCUAAUUAUUGGAAAUGUUAUGAUUGUUUAGCCCAAAAUUUAUAUAUUGCAAAGUCAUUCAAUAUUCUGAUUAUCAUUUAAAAGUUUUCAUUACCGUAUGUUCUAUGUAUAUAAUGAAUUGGCAUAAUAUGCUAACUGCUAAACUUAUAUGAGAAACUUUAUAACAUAAUUUUUAAUGUAUCAUUAAAAACAUUAAGAUAUUAUUAUUAGGGUUGGCAUUUUAUUUUGUAUUGUAAUCUAAUUAAUAUGCAGAAGUAAGAUCGUGUAAUUUUUGUAAUGAGAAUCUGUAAUGGUAUGACAAAAAUGGCUGGUCAGGCCUCCAAGUGUGAUGUGUUACCAUUAAAAUUAUUAUUGUAUGACCUCUGAAUUUCCUCGUAUACAUGAACGAUCUUUCAAAUGCAUCCCAACAACUUGGACCUGUUUUUUUUGCAGACCCAGCUUUUGUCAUCUCCCAUCCAAAUACAAACUCUCUCAAUAACACUGUUAAUGAGGAUCUCGUAAAGAUAUCUAUCUGUGUAAUUACUAACAAAUUCACUCUUAACCAUGACAUGUCCUUUUAUGUGAUGUUUGGGAACGGAGCUACAAAUGUCCAACUAAAUUUUAUGAUUAAUGGUUCUCCCAUUGCAAGACAAAAUGAAGAAAAAUUCUUAGGUCUGUUCCUUGAUAACUUGAAACUCAGCAUCCACAUUCAGCACAUGAAAAAUAUCCAAAUCAGUUGGCAUACUAUCUAAGAUAUGUUACUAUGUACCUGAAGCAGCACUACUUCCAUAUACAGUGGUCCCUCGUUUUUCGUAAUCAAUCCGUUCCUGGAGGAGCUACUGUAAACGAAAUUUAAGAUUUGCGAAUCGAUUUUCCCCAUAAGAAAUAAUGUAAAUACAAUUAAUCCGUUCCUGACACCCAGAAGUAUUAAAACAAAAAAAAUGUUUACAUGAAAUAUACAUGUAGUACAUAAACAAUACAAUGGGAAAUGACGAAUGAAACAUUAACAGCAUAACGCUUACCUUUAUUGGAGAUUCUUCUUAGUGUAUGGGAGACUGGAGGAGGAGAGAGAUUGGAUUGUUUACAGUUUGGAAGGGGAAUCCCCUUCCAGCAACACCUCGGGUACCAAUUGCUUUUCUGGAGUUAUUUCUCUGUUUCUUAUGCCACUAGGACCACCAUGAGUCACUGGAGUCCUGUCUCGCAAAAUAACUGUGGAGAGAGCUCUGUUUCUCGCGUCUCUUUAACACUUCCCUAAAAUGGCCCAAGACUUUGUCACUGUACAUAUUUCUCACCUUCUUUACCACAGACUUGGCACUAGGAGCUUUCUUUCGAGCCAUGGUAGCUUAUUUAGUACUUGCAAGCACUAAAAUGAGUGGAAUAUUAUGAAAUAUUUCGUAGGAGCACUUGAGGGGACCUUCACUCACUGGUAAACAAUGCCAGACUGGCUGGGUAGGGAGGCCUCCCUGGCUCACACCGUGCUUAUGCGUCCCGGACAAACUACUAUUCGCGAGUCAACCUUUGAAAAGCGAGUCCAUGUUUAUACGAAAAUACCCCUAUGAUUGGCGAAAUUUACGAUUGCCGAGAACUACGAAAAGCGAGGGACCACUGUACUGUAAUCUAAUCUAAUCCCUACCUCACCUAUACUAUUUGUACCUGGGGGAUCCACAACAGCACAUCACCUAAAGCCAAUAAUAACUAAGAAACUGUACAAAUGAUUGCCCAGUCUAGUGCCAGACAGCACACGCCCCCCACUCUUCAACAGUCCAAACUUGCUUAAUAUACGUAAAACUCACUUGUACUACUGUGCAUACUACAUAUACGUGACAAUCAUUUUUAAUGUCAAUCCUGCUCUGAGACUUUGAUAGCUGCAACAGAAUUUGAAGGGUAUCACACCAGACACAAAUUUGAUAUUCCGUAUGUCCAAAUCAACUUUUGGAAAAACUCGAUGUACAUAAAAAGACAAGGUCUGGAACUCUGCCUAAAGAUUCCAGAUGCUUCCUGUCUGUUAAUCACUUCAAAACUACUGUUAAAAAACACCACCUUACUUUAAUGUGAUCCUAACAACAAUUCAUGCCAAACAAAUCCUGAAACCUUGUCUUUAAUCCAUUAUUGUCCCUGUUCUUGUGCCAUCUUUCCUCAACUCAUUUAUGCCUAGAAUCUAGAAUGGCAUUAGUUCCUUGUUUCACUUCAUGUAAUUAGUUUCAUCAUUAAUGUAUAGUUAGUUUAGAUAUUUAUUAAAUUAAAGAAUGCCAUUAAUAUACACAUUAUAAACUAAGUUUUCUUAUUCUCGUGUACCAUUUAUGUAUCAUUGUUUAGUAAUGUUAAUUUUAAGGGUACCUCCGGGUUUAGCGCUUCCCCCUUGAUUAUAAUAAUAAUAAUGAUGACCCUUAUGGGUUUAGUGCUUGGUUAUGAUUAUUAUAAUACCUGGCAUGCCUUGUAUAUCAAGGGACUUUCUAUAAUGUAUGUAGUUUAUUCAUGUCAGUAACUAAUUAUAUUCUGUACAGUGUGCCACUUUGUAGAAAGUAAGUUGUUUGUUUUAAUUAUUAAGAGGGGCUGGUGGUAUGGUUAUGUAUACAUGGCUAAUAUGACUAAGGAACAAUUAACCCUUAAACUGUCCAAACGUAGAUCUACGUUCACGUGCGUAGCGCUCCGACCUUGAUUUUCCCCAUUUGAAAGCAUGUAAAAAAAAAAAAAAAGCAGAUCUACGUUUGAAGCCCCCUGCAUGUGGACGUAGAUCUACGUUUGGACAGUUUAAGGGUUAAACAAUUACCUAUUACAUUAUGGGGAUCCCUUUCAAGGGAUGCCUUGAUGCUGGAGAAAGGCUCUUGAUGCCAGAAAUUAGGGCUACCCUCCCCUCUUUCACGCAUAAAUGACUACCUCUCAUUCCCAAGGUGAUGGGUUUAGCACUUCCCCAAAAGUAUAAUAAUACAAAUAGGAGUGGUAGGGUUUUAAAACUUGGUAACAUGCAGUAAACUCUCAAUUUAAUAGACUAAUGAGGAGGAAUGAGUGGUCAGUAAUGGUGAUUGUAGUGGUAUGAGAUGAGAAUGUUUUGUCAUGAUUGUAACAUUAAUGGAUAUUCCUGUGAUCAACAGACUCUGGUGUUUCCGAAUCUGCUAACCCAGUGGAUCUUGUCCUGUAUUCCCGAACUCUGUUAAAUUAAGAGUUUAUUUUUAAUAUGACUAAUCAGAUGGAGACAAUGAUGGAUUAUUAUAUAGUUGAAAUUGACAAAAUAAUUACCUAUUAGACAGUAAUAAUAUGAUACUGUAAUAACUCGUACCUAAGUUAAAAGUCAGACAUUAUGAUGCUGGUGUAUGACCCAUAAACUUGUUCUACACUUGAAUCAUAGGGUGGAUAAUGAGUUAGGUAUUCAAUGCCUGUGCUUCUUAUCAUAUAUACACAUUCAUAUUUUUUUUUUUUUUUAUCAUGGGCCAUCUCCCACCAAGGUAGGGUGCACCACCCACCCCCUCCAUAAAAAAUCACUAUAACUGUCUUGCCAGAGGCAUGUAGGUACUACAGUUCAGAUGCCCCUCUAAACUGCAAA
Messenger RNA from Cherax quadricarinatus, 8468 nucleotides. RefSeq lists its product as uncharacterized. The record is from RefSeq and is a predicted model, not a curated record. Lineage: Eukaryota; Metazoa; Arthropoda; Malacostraca; Decapoda; Parastacidae.